GGCGGAUGGGGGCCGCCUCCCGGGCGGGUGGGUAACGAGCGCCCGCUCCGAAGCCGGCGGACGUCGGGUGCCUCGGGAGUUGUCCGCGCCUGCAGCCGCCGGGGGCAGGUGCAUGUGACAGCAUUGCAGCAAUGAGUGGAAUUUUAAAGAGGAAGUUUGAAGAAGUUGAUGGCACUUCACCUUGUUCCUGUGUGUGGGAAUCAGAUGAUGACAUUUCUAGCAGUGAAAGUGCUGACAGUGGGAGUAAUGUCCAUCCAUCCACUUCUAAUCAUUUUACGCAUUAAGGAAAUGGCUACAGACUGAAAACAUGGUUUCAGAGGUCUAAAAAUCUCCUGAGAAACUGGCGUUCUUUGAGAUCACAAGGUGCGUGUGACAGCAUUGCAGCAAUGAGUGGAAUUUUAAAGAGGAAGUUUGAAGAAGUUGAUGGCUCCUCACCUUGUUCCUCUGUGCGGGAAUCAGAUGAUGACAUUUCUAGCAGUGAAAGCGCUGACAGUGGUGAUAGCGUCAAUCCAUCCACUUCUAGUCAUUUUACCCCUUCUUCAAUCCUGAAGAGAGAGAAGCGGAAGAGAGCAAAAAAUGUCCAUUUUAACUGUGUUACUGUGUAUUACUUCACGAGAAGGCAAGGAUUCACCAGUGUUCCCAGCCAAGGGGGAAGCACACUGGGAAUGUCUACUCGCCACAACAGUGUGCGCCAAUACACACUUGGAGAAUUUGCGAUGGAACAGGAGAGGCUUCACCGGGAGAUGUUAAGAGAGCACCUAAGGGAGGAAAAACUCAAUUCUCUAAAAUUAAAGAUGACAAAGAAUGGUACAGUGGAAUCUGAAGAAGCUAAUACGCUGACACUGGAUGACAUUUCUGAUGAUGAUAUUGAUUUAGACAACACUGAAGUAGAUGAGUACUUCUUUCUACAACCCCUGCCAACAAAAAAGCGAAGGGCAUUGCUGAGAGCUUCUGGAGUGAAGAAGAUUGAUGUGGAAGAAAAACACGAGCUGCGGGCCAUCCGCCUGUCCAGAGAGGAUUGUGGCUGCGACUGCCGUGUGUUCUGUGAUCCAGAAACUUGCACUUGCAGUCUUGCAGGCAUAAAGUGUCAGGUGGAUCGUAUGUCUUUUCCAUGCGGUUGCACUAAAGAAGGCUGUAGCAAUACAGCAGGUAGAAUUGAAUUUAACCCUAUCCGUGUACGGACUCACUUUUUGCACACAAUAAUGAAACUUGAAUUGGAGAAAAAUAGAGAGCAGCAAGUUCCGACACUAAAUGGCUGCCACAGUGAGAUAAGUGCACACACUAGUUCUAUGAGUCCAGGACCCCAUCCGGUUGAAUAUUCAAUUGCAGAAAAUUUUGAGAUUGAAACCGAACCUCCGGCUGCGGUUAUGCAUUCUCAGUCAGCCGAGGACUUGGACUGCCCAGGGGAAGAGGAGGAAGAGGAAGAUGGGAGUAGCUUUUGUAGUGGAGUUACAGAUUCUAGCACCCAGAGUUUAGCCCCUAGUGAAUCAGAUGAUGAUGAAGAGGAAGAGGAAGAUGAGGAGGAAGAUGAGGAGGAAGAAAAAGCAGAUGAUUUUGUAGAAGGCAUGGGCUCCCAUGCUGAUAUGGUGCCUCUUCCUUCUGUCCUUUGCUACUCUGAUGGAACUGCUGUGCAUGAAAACCACUCUAAAAAUGCCUCAUACUAUACUAACUCUUCAAAUCUGUAUUACCAAAUAGAGAACCAUGUUGCUGGCACUGCUAGCCAGAUCAGUGAGACUUACUCAGAAAGGGAUGCUGUCAAGAAUGGUAGUCUUUCUCUGGUGCCUUACAACAUGACUUCAGAACAGUUUGUUGACUACACACGGCAAUCAGAGGAAACUUUUAGCAGCCCUCACUACCCUUCUGCAAACCCCUCAGUGAUUGUUUGCUGCUCAUCUUCUGAAGGUGAUGGUAGUGCUCCCUGUAACAGUUUAUACACUGAGCAUAGGCCAAGUCACCCUCAAGUGGAAUUUCACUCAUACUUGAAAGGUCCUUCUCAAGAUGGCUUUGUUUCAGCUUUGAAUGGCGACAGUCGUGUACAGGAGCACCCUGCUGAGAAUUCACUAAACCUCCCGGAAAAGAGCAGACUGCACGAAGAAUGCAUCAAAUCACCAGUGGUAGAAACGGUACCUGUUUAAUAUUAAAUUUAUUCUAGGACUGACUUCCUGUAUCAAAAAGUGCACUCACGCUGGAUUUCCUAGAAUCUUAAUUUUUUAAGAGGUAGACAACACUUGGACUAUAGUCAAUGUUCCAGACACAUUUUGUUUUCUCAAGCUACAAUGGCAGUGGUAUUGCACAAAACCAGUUCAUGUAAAGAUUUAAAUAAGAAUAAUCAAACUGUCUUUUGAUAAAAAUAAAACAUGUAAGUAAAAACACACCCAACAUAUUUCAAAGUAGCCUACCUAUCAAAGUAUGUGAAACCUGCCAAGCUAUCUGAAUCAAAGCUUCAUGUUUUUGAUUGUCGGGCCUGUGCAAGAUUGUUAAAAAUGAUACUUUGAAAUAAUCAUGUUUAGAGUCCUAAUUUUCAACAUAUCUGAAAAGAUGGUAAGUUUAAUGUAAAAGUAACUACUGUACAAAAAAGUUUUAAUUGUUCUGUACUGUAUAUUUUAUUUAUGGUAGUUUAGUAGUCAUGUUUUGAUAAAAAUGAACAACAUGUUCAUUUGAGCAGAUGAUCCAUAGCUAGUUACAAAGAGCAUGUCCACUUUUCAUCUGGAGUACCUUGUAUUCUUCUAUUUUGGUUUUUUAAUUUUUUUAAAUACCAUUUCUGGUAAAUUAUUUUAAAGCGCAUUUUUAGAGUGUACUAUUUUCUCUUUUGCUAUAUUUGACAGACAGUAGAGUCAGAAAGGGGGCAUUUACAUCUUCUAGAAAGAUGAAAGGUAGACAAUCCUCCAUUUAAAUUAAAAUCAGUGGCAUUCCAGAACUAGUACCCCCUCCCCAAAGAAAAAUGAUUUUGUAUAUACAGGCAAAGCAGUAGCUUCAGCUUGCACAGCACCUUUUAGCUCAACAAACAUUCAGCUAUUUAUGCACUUUAGUGCCAUUUUGCAGUACUGUAUUAACUGCGGGAACUGUGAACUAUUAUUUUGGAGAAAUGCCAUAGCUCCAGACUCUGAGGUGUAUGUAAGAUCUUAAAAUUCAUUGUGAUAAAAUCUAUACGUUUUUCCCAAGCCAGUUUAUGAAUGUAGCAGCAGGCAAUGUGAAAAAGCAGAUUCUUGCUGGUCAGAAUUUAAAUGAAGCAUGGAAAAAAUGAAGUGUGAAGUGUCUAGAUUUCAUAAAUAUUUAGCAGUUUUUAUGAAAUGAGACUCGCUUUUGUGGACUUCUAAUUGUAUCUCAAAUUUACAGUCAUUUCGUCUAAUUAACCAGUAGAUUCAAUGAAGAAAAAUAGCUUCAAAAAUUUUAUAUUUGCUAAAGUUUGCAAGCAAAAUAGCAUGUGCAUCAUGGGGGGCUGUCCCUUAACCUGUACUCCAUUUGUUUUUAAAUUAAAUGGGAAUUAAAAUACCUGCUGUAUCUCAACCUUUAGUCUAUUAAUCAACCUUGCUUUCCGCUAGAAAAAGAGGUAUAGAAACAUUCUUUUCUCUAUACUGGUAAUUCUGCACUGCCUUAUUUUGAUUUCAAAAUCUAUUUUAAAAAUUUCGUUCUUCUAAUACUGAAAAUUUAUUUAUUAUACAUCAAGUGGGUUGCAAUAUAGACCUGGCUUGUUUGUCAAAAUAAGGAUCAGCAUCUUAGUUUUUAUCUGUGUCAAAUCUAGAUGGUUAACAGUAUGCAUGUAAACACAGUGUAAAUUUUGGCUGUGUAACAGUGACUCUUCUGGUUAGAAGCUCUUUAAAACACCAUGUACAGUACUCCACUAGAAAACUGCCACGUUUAAAAUAUGCUUUUUUGAAAAAUAAGCUGACUUAAUUGUUUUUAUAUGAAAUCUGGGCAAAACGAUUUCUCAUUUUUAUGCUAAAUUAGCAAAAUAUUUUUACUCUGUGUAGUAGCUGGAAAGGUUUCUUUAUUUACUUGUUUCCACAAGAAGUCCUACAUGUUUUAUAUGAACUGCAUUGAAGAGUCCUAGGUCUCUAGGGAUUGGAUUCCACACUUGCAAUGUAUUCCAUCUCCUGGGAAAGUGCAGGCAUGUUGGUUAUCUGGCUCAGCAAUUCCUUAGCCUCGGUUCCCCUUUAAGGAAACUCUGGUCUCUUUCUCUAAUGGUUGAGUAGCCGGGUAAGCACAUGUAUUCUCCAGUUCCACACAGCAAAUACCCAUCUUUAUUUUUAAUGAGAAGCUUGUUAGUUCUGCAUCUAAGAAUAAUAUUAUUCUGCUCAAGAUAGAUAGUCUAUGGGCAAAUGCAGCAAGUCUCUGUAUAUCCAGGCAUCUUGCAUUAAUAGCAGGCUUAAAUCCCGCACUCUCACUCAACACCAGCACCAAAAGCACAAAUCCCUUUUUUCUUGAGCUGGGACAGUAGCUAUGAAUCAGUAGCAGCUUUUAACCUCAGAGUGUGUUGGAGGAUCAUGCACACUUUUACCAGGGUAUUUCUCUCAGGGGAAAGUUAAAUGAAAUAUUUUGUUUCAUUAUUCACCCCCUUCCUGAGCAAUAAGAAAUUAUUUUCUUUCCCCUGUUCUUUCACAUGAAAAAUAUCUUUAAUAAUAUGAGCAAGCACAGUAAGUGAUUAACUUAAUAAAAUACAUCUCAGCAAGCUUUAAAAUACUGAGAUGAUAGUUAUUUGAAAUUUCCAUUGGCACUUGCUUCAGACCCCAGGCCUCCUUAAAUUUGCCUCUGUAUAAACUUCUAAGUACUUAGAUGUGCAUGUUCUGUGCCAUCCAGGCAUCAGGGGUGAUUACAGCUAAAUUCUCUAACGCUUGCCCCAUUAGAUAACAAGCAGUAAUAUAUAGGGUAGAGAAGGCAGUGACUAUAUAAAGAACUCGUUGUGCUACACUAUUUUCCCUUGUUUAAAGCAGAUCAUUCCUGGGACUCACAAAGUAAAAUGUGCAGAAUAAAGAUUUAUGUUGAAAAAAAAUUCUUAACUACCUGGUGAUAAUGUAGCUAGUAAUAUCUUUCUUUUGAUCUGACCUGAUGUUUUUUGAUCAAGAUUUGAUCUAGGGAUACAAAGCAAACAAAUCUUGUUUAGUUCUUGCAACAAGUUACAAAGUCAAAUCUGUUUAUAAUUCAUGGAGAUUUCAUGGUAGCUAUACUAAUAAUAUCAACAAGCCUUCUAACAGAGAUAAACUCAUACUGAGAUGGAAAAAAAACCAACAAAACCAACAAAGCCAAAACAAAACAAAAACAACCAAACCCAAAACCGACAGAAACCUCUUGUUUUGAUAUAGGCUAACCCUGUUCCCCAACCAAUUCCAUUCCAGCAAAUAACAAAGCUAAGGCCUUAUACAUAAGCAUGUAUAAGUAAGUUGACUAAUGUGAAAAAACAAGUCACACCCUUGACCAAAACAGACAAGGUAAUUUAACUGUGAAAUCUAGAGUAGGCUGUAGAAAUCAGUGAGAGUCAAGAUUCCCAGCCCUUGAUUAGGCUUUGAUGUUUUAUUUAGAAGAAGAUAAGGAAGUACUCCUCCUAUAAGAAAAAAUAAAUCAUGGGAUGGGAAAUGUUGUAAUGUUAUUUUCUGGGCUAGUAUAUGGUAAUAUAUGAUGUGUUCCGUUUCCCAGUUGGUUAAUAUUUAUGUUGAUGAGUCCUUUCAUUUUGAGUAAGCUUAUUUCUGUGUGAUAAAAAUAUUAUGUUACAAAAUGACAAACAGCAGUAUUUGCUUCUGUAUUGACACAAUAUAUCAUUUGUGAAAAUGUUUACUUUACUAAUAGUUGUAUCAGCUUUAUUUAUUUCCCAACAUCUUUGGCUACUGCUAAUCACUCCUGAGAAGCCAGGUAAUAAAGUGGUAGAUAGUUUACUCUUACUCUACCAGUUCAGAAAAAUGAGCCCUAAAAAAGCGUUUUCCUCUGUUAAAUUACAACAGAAUUUUCACACAGAAUAUCUCUGAACAGCACCUAAAACUGAAUGUCUUUUUGCAUAUAACGUGAACUUCAACUCUCUUGGAAAAAACGCUUUGCGAAAAUUUAUUUAUAGAACUUUAACUGAGGUUAGACGUGAAAGUAGAACUUUCCUGACAAAACUGCAACAAUUGCAAUUGUUUCCUAAGAGCUCUAACCCAUGCCCACUGGACCAUCCUUUAAUAAAUUAAAAGCUGCUCAGUAGAAGUUUCUAAUAUGUCUUCUCCACCCCUUUUUUUAAAAAAAGAAAAAAAUAAUUCUAAUAAUUCUUUGAUGUAUGCCAUUUAGAUCAGAAAGUUCCAGAUUCAUGAAGUUUUACUAUUUUUCAUUUACGUAAGUUCCUGCUAGUGAAUCAUAAUUUUGGUUGACAUUUAUUUAAGACCACUGAUUACACUACGAUAAUAAUCAUCACUUGCUAUAAAUACAGUUCAGCCUCCUCACUGAUAGUUAACUGAGUCAGUCAACAAUGCGAUCCUGCCUUUUGUGUAAGCUCUGCAGAAAUGGUAUGUAGUAUUCAUGGUAGUGUUACUCACUAGAUUGCUAACUGAUCCAGAUUCACUUUCUAAUCAUAUCUGGUUGUUGCAUUUCAGUAAACGUGCUAUCAAACUGAUCAUGUAGCAUUCCCUGCCUCACCAUGAGGAAGAUAUCUUCACAAAACAGAGCUGGUUUGUUACAGAUUGCAUACAUACAUUUGUAUGCAAAACAGAAUGUGAUGUUUUUUCUUAUUUCAGAUGUUCCUGACUCUUUGAUAGAAAUGUGAUAUACUGGAUAGAGAGUGUUAGGCUCAGAGAGAGGAGACCUGGGUUCUGUUGGUUUUGCCUUUGUCCUGCUGUGUCACUUCCAUUCCCUAUGUUCUGGUUUGUAAGGUACUUGGAGAUACAGUGAUAAAAUAAUAAUUCUGCACAACUGGCAAAAUACACCUUUUUCCUCCUUUUUUGGCGUAACUAAAUUUUUGUACUGCAAACUGAGUCACUUUCCCAAUAAAGCCCAAUCCAGCUCAGAAGUGACUAGAAAUUUUAUCACUAAUGUGAAACACAGCAAAAGCAAGCUCUCUUUUCCAUGGACAGGGUUAACGAGCAAAAGUAAACAAUAAAUUUCAUAGUGAAAAUAGGAACAGAAGCUGUGUUGAAUAUACAUUUACCUGUUGAGGGCUUAACAUCUGAGCAGCAAGAUUGUAGUUUGCCUGCAACACCAUAGUUGGCAGCAACAGGCAAUCUUAUUGCCCUGCAUGUUGUUGUCUUUUGCCAGCUGAACUCUCUCAGUGAAACUCCUUGUGUAGCUGCUUCUGUAGCAAAGCAAGUGCCCUUAUUCAAAGCAAAAGCAAGAGACACCCAAGUUACUGUUUUAAAAGGCAUUUGAUAAAUAAGCAGCUCCCAUGUGUUGUAUAAGCUCAUGUUCAUUGUGCCAGUUGUUUAAUUUUCUGAAGCAGUCAGGAACAGGGACAGGAGAGGACGAUAUGGUAAGUCCUUAAGUGUUUUGGGGUGUUAAUGCCUUCCCCCUAAGGCUAAAGAGUAAUUCUGUCAUCUACUUUUAUUAUGGUUGCAGAACAUUUGUAAAAUACUUCAAAAAACUAUAAUUAAGUCAGAGAAUAUAUUCUAUAGAAUUUAUUUCAAAAAUACUAAAUCUGAUUACUAUUUUUUUAAAAUGGUAGAAAGCUGCUGUUUUUUCAAAACAGAGUCUAGUUCAUUAACAUGUUCUUUGGUAUAAAAAAAACUCAGUAUUUGCCUUUUCAAUGUUCCCAUUUUUUUUUUAAUCCUUAAUUUUGCUGUUCUCUGUAAUGACUGUCCAUGUGCAAAUUAUUAAUUGUCCAUUUUCUCCAGAAGUGUGAAAUCCAAAGCACAAACAUUGUGAAGUGAUGAACAAGUGCAAUUUAGUUGUAAAGAGAUCUGAGUGAGCACAGGCUCAAGUUCUUUGUAAGUGCUUCUUGUUCACCAUCUCUUCCCACUCAUCAGAGGCAGCUUUUAAUUUUGUUGCUAAUAAACAUGCCAGAGUAUUGUUUUCACGUAAGGAGGAAAUUUAUAAUAUCCUUGAGAACUUUCUGCUAGCCUAAUGGCUGAUACCAAUAAUUUUACUUUUUGUAAGAAUAUCCAAUUCAUGAAACAUCUGUUUUGCAGCCUUAGUCUUUUCUUUUUAAUUCCUUCCUCCCUUAAUCUUAGUGUCUGGGAAAAGUCUGUUGUACAGUAAGGCUUUUCAUUAAAAUUGAACACGAGGCAACUCUCACGUCCUCUGUGCUAUCUAUCAUUUAUGUUACAUUAGCAUGUAGAUAGAUUGGAACUGUGGUGAAAAAUAGUCCCCCAUUGACUGAAUAUGAGAGGCAUGAUGGAGCAAUCCCACUGGGGGGGUCAAUAGACUCUCCCUUUCCAUAUACACAAACAAACAAGAAGGAAACCUACCCCACUGACUGCAAACAUGUGGUAGGAGAUCCUUGUUGUCUCUCGGGGCCUGUAGAUCCAGGGGAAGAAUGACAUUCAUGAUACAGCACAACCCAGUACUGGAUGAAAAUCCAAGAUUAUUAAAAGCAGAAAAACAUCACUUAGGAGAACAAAAAGUUUCCUUCAAACUACUGUUAUGAUUAUUUUUUUCCAAUAUAAGAAAUAAUAAAUUAAAAACACCCUUUUAUAAAACAGAAGUGAGUUAGAUCUUAAAACGUAAAAUGCGUAUUGCUCUACUGCUGUGUAGUCCUUAAGGUUAGGACAAUACCUGCUAUAGGUAGAAGGUCCCAACUGACUGGAGAGCCAUAUUCAUGAUGCUCUUUACUGCUGCUUCUCAGUUGAGAAGAUCAUAGUCCUUCAUCCAAGGCUGGGGCAGGGGGAUUAAAAAAAAAAAAGUCAGAAGGCAAACUUAAUGAAUUUAGUCAAUUAUCUUAAUUUGAAUCUUAGCAAUGACACUUUACUGAGGUAUUUUGUGAAUUAAUGUCAACUAGGACUGUCAAAUAGAACCAAGUCAAAAGAAGUUAGCCUCAUAUAUAUGUUCUUCUCUAAUUGUGCACUUUUCUAACAAGCUGUGAAGACUGGAUUAGCUUUUCUUGAUGGACAGGAAAAAUGGUGGAAGAUAACGGAACACCAUUGUUCUAACACAAGAAUCAAGAUAAUCCUUUGUCUUGAGGCAUGCGUGGAUACACCCUGGAGUGGGUAAGGGAAGGAUGAGAAAGGGCAAUUUAGAGGAAAAGAAGGCUGACGGCAAGAGGUAGAUUGAUGAGGACAAUUUUAUUCUUCUAGAGGGCAAAAGAAAAUAUUAUAUAUGGAAAAAAAAAAAAAAGGAAGGAAAAAAGGAAAUUCAGAUAUCCCCAGAGCAAGGAUAGAAAAGUAUAUGCAUGUUCACUACAAGCUUGGCCAUAUUAGAUCGUAAUAGUAAUUUUGUUAUUUAAUAUGUUUAAACUAGUCACAAACUCAGUGCAAACGCAAAGUGUCAUUUUUCCAUACCAGCUUUAUACAGGCAAAAUUAAAUAAAAGACUUAUCCAAAAGCAUGGGGUAAAAACUAUAAAGCAAGCAAUACUCUAGAAGCAUUGCUACCGUGUCUUUUCUUUGCCUGUGUCAACUGUGAAGUCACAUUCAAUAUAAUUUUAUUUUAUAUAUAUCUACUCCCAGGCACAUAAUUCUAAUAUAACCUCUUUCUCAGAUAAAAAGAGACACUAAAAGCAAAGAAGAAAUAGAUGUCCUUCUUAGAAUUUUAGCUUGGGAUUUUCAAACGAGACUUAGUACAUUAUAGCAUCUAAUACCUUGCUGGGGUACUGGGAGAUCACUGUAAAGAACCAGCCAUCCAUUUGUGAGUCUCUGAUACACAGAUUGAGCACGAGUUUUCAGCUUCUUGAAAAGAUUGCAUCAUUGUGUGCACUGGCAGCUGGUUCUCUUAAAACAAAACCAGAAGUAAGCAUGCUGUUUUUUCAGACCAUUUCACACAAAUACCACCACUUCAGUUCUCACAUAACACCACCCGUGUAAACAAUGCUUAGCAACUGGGCCCUUCUUUUAAUUGACUGACUGUAGGCACUUCUAUGGAAAUGCGUCUGAAGUAUAGUUUGUGAAACAUGUUAAAAAGUGUUUGAUGUAAAAUAAACGCUAGACAUUUAACAGUGCAAAAAUAGUUAAAAUCUGUAGAUUACAAAUUUGUUCCUAAGAGCCUCAGCCUGUAAUAUUGUCUUAGUAAAGUCGAUCUUUUAAGUUAAGUUGCAUUCUGGUGUAAUAACCUUUUACAAAUAAAAUGAUUAAUACAAAUGUACUGAUUAAUACCUGUUGACAUAAGACAUGGCAAUUGGUUGACUUGUUUUCAUCUACAGCUAAUACACAUAGCAAUUCUGGUAAAAAACACAAACAUAAACCAACACUACUUCCUUUUUUUUUUUUUUUUUUUUUGAUGUUUAAAGUGCUUUCAUUGUUUUAACAAAUACAAAGUACGUAACAUUUAGACUGUCUAGUCCAGCCCUGUCUUUUAGGAGGUUCAUUUCUCGGUAUAUAUAUUUUUUCCCAUAAGAAUAUAAAAUUGCUUUUGAAAUUUUUGUUGGCAAGUGGUAAAUAAUACACCACAGUAUGGAUUCAAAAGCAUUUAAAUUGAUGGUCUUUCAGACAUGUAAUCCAUUCAGAUGAAACUAGUAAAAUUGUGGUGUAAUUGCAGCCAUUUGUUUAAAAUUUGUACAUUACUUCUAACUUCACUAAUUUUUAAGAAAAGUAAUUAUGUUAAAAGUACUUAACAUUUGCCAUUACAGAUGAUCUUGCAUACUAAAAUUAUGGAGAUCUCAACACUAAAGCAACAUAUUUAAUUGGACUGCUGCUUUUAAACUGUUAAGGAGCAAAAGGAAAGAAAGUUCAUCUUAAAAUCUUAAAAUGUACAUGGAAAUAAUUUUAAGCUUCAUGAACUACUCAUUUCUUUAAUUUCCUUUUUUUUUUUUUUUAACAAGUUGUAACAUCAAAGAUGCCAAAGGGUAAUAUAAGCUACAAUAAUAUUCAACAGAACUUAACCUAGACCUUAUGUUGUAAUAAUUUAUUCAAAUUAACUGUAUUAUUAUUCUGUAUUUAUAUUUUCGGUAUUUAUUAUGAAUGAUAUGGAAUUUGAUGUAUUUAUUGUGGCUUAUUACUGCAGUGUAUAUAUUACAAAAAUGAGCAUUUUUAAGUCUUAACAUUAGUUUCUUUGUUAAUUAGUGGCACUUGUAUCGGCUGUAUUUUUAUUAUAUAUUGUACAAUAUAUAUUGUCCAUUUGUUUGCAAUGAAGUAAAACAGGUUUCUACGUUA
This is a messenger RNA of Strigops habroptila (Kakapo), 11193 nucleotides long. It is a transcript of the gene CSRNP3, whose product is annotated as cysteine and serine rich nuclear protein 3. Gene Ontology annotation, biological process: regulation of transcription by RNA polymerase II. The transcript is spliced from 7 exons. Gene Ontology annotation, cellular component: nucleus. Gene Ontology annotation, molecular function: DNA-binding transcription factor activity, RNA polymerase II-specific; sequence-specific DNA binding. NCBI's taxonomy places the organism in Eukaryota, Metazoa, Chordata, Aves, Psittaciformes, Psittacidae. The coding region runs from base 387 to 2135 and encodes 582 amino acids. The record is from RefSeq and is a predicted model, not a curated record.